AUGUCCCGGGACAGCACGGGUCGCCGGGCGGAGGAGCGGGGCCGCGGCCGCGAUGCGCACCGGGACCGGUCCCGCUCCCGCUCGCGGUCGCCGCUGUCGCCGGGGUCCCGCCGCAGCUCUGCGGCCGAGCGCAGGGAGACCCUGGAUCGGCUGUGCCUGGACGACGAUGACCCAUCGGACGACGAGAUGUUGGACCCCGCCAGCCUGGAGGAGGAGACCGAUCACGGCCUGUGCCGCCAGAUCCGCCAUCAGUACCGGGAGCUCAUCAACUCCGUCCAACAAAACCGUGAGGACAUACUGAAUGCUGGGGACAAAUUAACAGAGGUCCUUGAGGAAGCGGAUACUCUGUUUAAUGGAGUGUCCCGAGCCAGGGAAGCCGCCCUCGAUGCCCAGUUUCUUGUUUUGGCUUCUGAUUUGGGAAAAGAGAAAGCAAAGCAAUUGCGCUCUGACCUGAGCUCCUUUGAUAUGUUGAGAUACGUCGAAGUGCUCCUGGCACAUAUGGGCGUCAACCCGCUCGAAGCUAACGCAUUCACUCGGGAGGGAGAAGGUUCUGAUGGUGAAGUGAUAAGCUAUGACUCGUGGAAAAGAGUAGGUCAAACAGCACAAACCGCCUUAAGCAGAACCCCUACAUUCCACUUCCUAUUGGGUUCAAUACAAGGAGAAGCCCCAGUACCAAAGCCACGAGUCGAACGUCCCAGAAAAAACCCCAUGACCGAACAGCAGAGAGCGAUGCCUGCCCAGUUACAAAGAAUGGAAGAGUCUCAUCAGGAAGCAACAGAAAAAGAAGUGGAAAGAAUCCUGGGAUUGUUGCAGACGUACUUCCGAGAAGACCCUGAAACGCCCAUGUCCUUCUUUGACUUCGUGGUCGACCCGCAUUCUUUCCCCCGCACGGUCGAAAACAUCUUUCAUGUCUCCUUCAUCAUCCGGGAUGGCUUUGCAAGAAUAAGACUUGAUCAAGAUCGACUGCCAAUAAUAGAGCCCAUUAAUAUGAAUGAAGAGAAUGAGGCAGUCGACCAUAACACGCAAAUGAGAAAUCAGGGCAUUAUCUCGCUCAGUUACCGGGACUGGCAGGAGAUUGUGAAGACCUUUGAGAUCUCGGAGCCAGUGAUCGCCUCUGGUCUGAGCCAGCGCAGGGCGAGUUCCUGA
Elephantulus edwardii (Cape elephant shrew) is the source of this 1146-nucleotide messenger RNA. It is a transcript of the gene NSMCE4A, whose product is annotated as non-SMC element 4 homolog A (S. cerevisiae). Gene Ontology annotation, biological process: DNA repair. NCBI's taxonomy places the organism in Eukaryota, Metazoa, Chordata, Mammalia, Macroscelidea, Macroscelididae. The coding region runs from base 1 to 1146 and encodes 381 amino acids. The transcript is spliced from 10 exons. The record is from RefSeq and is a predicted model, not a curated record. Gene Ontology annotation, cellular component: nucleus; Smc5-Smc6 complex.